Messenger RNA from Dromaius novaehollandiae (emu), 2723 nucleotides. RefSeq names its product solute carrier family 16 member 3 (gene SLC16A3). Bases 91 to 1311 code for a protein of 406 amino acids. The transcript is spliced from 4 exons. The record is from RefSeq and is a predicted model, not a curated record. NCBI's taxonomy places the organism in Eukaryota, Metazoa, Chordata, Aves, Casuariiformes, Dromaiidae. Gene Ontology annotation, cellular component: plasma membrane. Gene Ontology annotation, biological process: transmembrane transport; monocarboxylic acid transport. Gene Ontology annotation, molecular function: monocarboxylic acid transmembrane transporter activity.
CCAGCAGUAUGAGGCUUACUGUCCUUCUUGAACAGCCCGGGGGCACAGAUCAGCUAUAGUUAUGGCUAGGUUUACAUCUGAGUCUUGUGUAUGAAGUUGUUUCUUCCAAGAAGCAGCAGUGCUGGUUUAAAUGUCAUAGGAACACGCUUGAGUUUCAUCAUGGGAGCUGUAGUAGCUGAUGACGGUCCAUCUGGUGUUAAAGCCCCUGAUGGAGGCUGGGGCUGGGCUGUCCUUUUUGGCUGUUUUAUCAUCACAGGAUUCUCCUAUGCCUUUCCUAAGGCAGUCAGUGUCUUCUUCAAAGAACUUAUCCGGGAAUUUGGUGUUGGAUACAGUGACACUGCAUGGAUUUCCUCCAUUCUGCUGGCCAUGCUUUAUGGGACAGGUCCACUCUGCAGUGUAUGUGUCAAUCGCUUUGGCUGUCGUCCUGUCAUGCUGGUGGGUGGCCUUUUUGCAUCAAUGGGGAUGGUCAUAGCCUCUUUCUGCACGAGCAUUGUUCAGAUCUAUCUAACUGCAGGUGUGAUUACUGGUUUGGGUUUGGCACUGAACUUUCAGCCUUCGCUCAUCAUGUUAAACCGUUACUUUGACAAACGCCGUCCUUUAGCCAAUGGGCUAUCUGCUGCUGGCAGCCCAGUGUUUCUUUGUGCCCUCUCACCAUUGGGGCAGAUACUACAACAUGAGUAUGGUUGGAGAGGAGGAUUCCUUAUACUGGGUGGGAUGCUGCUCAACUGCUGUGUAUGUGGAGCAUUAAUGAGACCUUUGGAGCCGCCCAAAAAGUCUGAAGCUACCAAAGAACUUGAUGAGAAGAAAGUGAAGAAAAAGCUUCUGGAUUUCAGUGUGUUUAAAGAUGGUGGUUUUGUAAUCUACACACUAGCAUCCUCUGUCAUGGUGCUUGGCCUCUUUGUGCCCCCAGUUUUUGUUGUGAGCUAUGCCAAGGAUUUAGGUUAUCAAGACACAAAAGCAGCUUUUCUUCUGACUAUUCUGGGAUUCAUUGAUAUCUUUGCUCGGCCUAUUUGUGGAAUGGUAGCUGGUCUCAAGUGGGUUAGACCACGCUGUGUCUACCUCUUCAGUUUUGCUAUGAUUUUUAAUGGCUUUACAGAUCUUAUGGGUUCCAUGUCUGUUGACUACGGCGGCCUGGUGGUCUUUUGCAUUUUCUUUGGCAUUUCUUAUGGAAUGGUAGGUGCUCUUCAGUUUGAAGUUCUCAUGGCUAUUGUUGGUACUCAGAAGUUUUCCAGUGCUAUCGGUUUAGUUCUCCUGGCGGAAGCUAUGGCUGUUCUAAUUGGUCCACCAUCAGCAGGUAAGUAUUCCAUUUAGUUCAGAAGUCAACAUCAUUUGCAUUGCACCUAUUUAUACAAAUUACAUGAUAAGGGGGAGAAAAAGAAACAACAUGAGUCACUCAAAAAAGUGUAUAUUGUCCUAGUGUUGCACAUGCUUACAUGACUUUUUUGCAGUUACAAUGGGAUGAAUUCUAUCCUUUUUUUUUUUUUGUCUUGGGCCUAUUUUACAAUUGGUUGAAUUGCCACCUGGAGGUGCUGCUCUUCCUCUACUGAAAGCCUACACUGAAAGCCUAUCUUAUUAGUUGAUGGCUAAUAUUAUAUGAGAUGAAUUUCAUACACACACAGUGAAUAACUUUUAUGAAGUUCAGAUCUCUUUGGAUUUGGGAUUCAGAAUAUGAAAUCUGUCAGUUUACUUCAGAAAGUACUGUGAUAGAUGCUGUAUCCCCAUGGUAGAUUUGAAAGAGGAAAGAACAAAAAACCUUCAAAAGAUGAAAAGGAGAAAAAAAAACGUACAAGGAGGACUAGGAAACAUCAGGACUGUUUUAAGGAAGGUAGAUUGACUGCUUCUGUUGCACAUGUCCCACAACCCAAGACUAAGGGGACACUACAAAAUACUGCAAGUUCAUUACUAAUUAAAGCACAUAAAUUUUACACAAUACUGAGCUAAAAAAAUAUAAUUCACUGCCACAGAAUACUGUUUACACCAGGCACUUAAAAAGCAUCAAGUAUCUUUACUAUAACAGAGUCCUUUAUGGAGAAAAACAGUACUAUGCAUUACUUCUUGUGACAUUCAGGUUUGGAGCGGAGCUUCCUCCACAUCCGCCCUCCUAUUCUUCACCUGCACCCAAUCCAGUGAAAAUUUAACUUGAAUAAAGCAUCAGAGAGUCAGUCAGUUGCUCCAGACUGACUAUUAAAUAAGACUAACAUUUUAAGCAGACCAUUUGCCUGCACAGCGCACUGCCUGCCUGGGGAGGGAAGAUGAGGUUGGGAAUGAGAGGAAGCUGAUGAUACAGAUCCUGACCACGGAUGCACAUAUUUUGGUCUGAAAUGUAUGGUGCUUGUCCCAUCUCUUGCAUACGAAGUCUAGGUUGGUUUCAUUCCAGCUGAAUUGCAUGACAGUGUGUGUGUGUGUGUGGGGGGGGAAUAUAUGUUUCAGAUUGUUAAAUACUUCCAGUGAAUGCUGACAUUGAAACAGUUGCGAACUCUUUUGUUAUAAACUUGUUCAAAUACCAUUUCAAAAACUUAGUUACAUAAUCAGGGUACUUCUGACCACCAGUCAUUUAAAUGCUGGCUUUGUUAAAAAAAAAAAAAAAAAAAAGCAGACAAAAUUUCAUUGUAAGAUAAUCAUUUUUGUUAAUUACCUGGAAUGUUGUCUUUUUCAGGAAAACUCUUGGAUGCAACACGGAGGUACAUGUUUGUUUUUAUUAUUGCUGGAAUUGAAGUUACCAC